Messenger RNA from Phycodurus eques (leafy seadragon), 4744 nucleotides. It is a transcript of the gene ube2r2, whose product is annotated as ubiquitin-conjugating enzyme E2R 2. Gene Ontology annotation, biological process: ubiquitin-dependent protein catabolic process; protein polyubiquitination. The transcript has 6 exons. Gene Ontology annotation, molecular function: ubiquitin conjugating enzyme activity. The record is from RefSeq and is a predicted model, not a curated record. Lineage: Eukaryota; Metazoa; Chordata; Actinopteri; Syngnathiformes; Syngnathidae. Bases 190 to 972 code for a protein of 260 amino acids.
ACAGUGGACACACAAAGAAUUUCGGCAGCACAACACGAGGAUCAGCCAGAAGCAGGAGAAGAAACAUCCACGGCUCCUGUCACUUGUGUGUCACUUUGGCUAAGCACUACCAAUGACUUUGUCCUCCAGUUUCCUCCUGUAACCAAACGAUUACACAUUACAUUGCAAGAACACAGAAGUGGGAUCAGCAUGGCCCACCAGGCAACCCCUAGUUCUCAGAAGGCCCUGAUGAUGGAGUUGAAGUCCCUACAGGAGCAGCCGGUGGAGGGCUUCCGCAUCACUCUGGUUCAGGAGUCCGAUCUCUACAACUGGGAAGUUGCCAUCUUUGGGCCACCAAACACCCUGUAUGAGGGAGGCUACUUUAAGGCUCACAUCAAGUUCCCAGUUGACUACCCGUAUUUACCACCAACCUUCCGUUUCAUCACCAAGAUGUGGCACCCCAACAUUUAUGAGAACGGUGAUGUGUGUAUCUCCAUCCUGCACCCUCCUGUUGAUGAUCCACAGAGUGGGGAACUGCCUUCAGAAAGAUGGAAUCCAACCCAGAAUGUCAGGACCAUCCUGCUUAGUGUCAUCUCUCUACUCAAUGAGCCAAACACCUUUUCCCCUGCGAAUGUGGAUGCUUCGGUAAUGUUUCGCAGAUGGAGGGACAGCAAAGGCAAGGAUAAAGAGUAUGCAGAGAUUAUCAGAAAACAAGUGAUGUCCACAGCAGCAGAUGCCGAGCGAGAUGGCGUCAAGGUGCCAACCACGCUGGCGGAGUACUGCGUCCAGACCAGGGUUCCUUCCCAGGACAGUAGCUCAGACCUUCUCUACGAUGACCUUUAUGACGAUGACAUGGAGGAGGACGAGGAGGAGGACGACGAGAGCGAGAUGGAGUCUAUAGGGGAAGCUGGAGCAAUAGGUGUUGUGGAGGACGGUGGGACGUCCAACAGAUGUUAUGACGACCAGGAUGACUCUGGCAACGAAGAGUCAUGAUGAGCGGUAUCAUUACUGCUCCUUGCCAACUCCCCACAUCCCCUGCCUCAUUUGUGUGUGUGUGUGUGUGUGUGUGUGUACAGUGGGGUCAAAAGUCUACUGCCAAAAACUUUUCAUCAUCUAUUAAACAAUUAGUCAAAUAAUGUCUCACCUAUACUAAGAUUUCACUAAAAUGGUUUGUUGUUGAGUCACCGUUUGCCUUAAUUACAGCUUGCACUCAGUCCUAUACAAAUGUAUUGCAGAAACGAUUCAUCGUUGCUUGAACGCACCCCAAAUAGUGUUCAUGAUUUGGGGCUAUAUUCAGGUUCCCCCCCUCCCCCCCUUUUUUAAAAAUCUUGUCAUUUAAGGGCGAUUGAGACGCUGUCCUUCUAAACAUACUCAAAAAUGUUUCUUUUUUUUUUUUUUUUUUUUUUUAAGAAUUCACAUUCUGGGGAAGCAGUGUGAUGAGAUUUAAUACACUAACUGAAACAAAGAUUCUGCCCUUAAAAUAAGACAAUAAGGCUCCGUUUUGACUGACUGUCAAAGGAUACUUUUACAAAUGUUUAUUGUGGUGUAGAACUGCACUGUAUCAAACUAAAAACGUAAUACAGGGUGUCCACAGAGUAACUAUACACUUAAUUUUUUAUUCCUUUAUUCUUCGGACAUAUGUGAGGCCCUCAUCAUAUGACGGCUUAGGCUUUGCAGUUUUGUAAGAAUAUCCUUCCCUUGCCCUUCCCAAUUGACACUGGAACAGUCUUGCAAAAUUGCCACCUGAAGUUUUUCUGUCCCCAAUUGGAGUUCAGCACCAGUUUGAAAAGCUUUAUGGCUGUAACGCUGCUUCAACGUAGUGGAAUUUACACAAUCCAUGGCAGGUUUCUGGAAACAGGAUCUGGUCUUGACAAGUCACUAAGGCAUGCCACUACCACCGCUGAUGAAAACACUGAACUUCAAGAACCACCGUUAACCCAAACUAAGAGAAAGUCUAUCCAGAGGCGUGGAACUCGCCACUAAAUCAAGCUUUCAUUGAUGCUGAGUUUCAGUGAAGCCCUUCGGAUAGACUUUCCCUGGCUGUGCGAACGCCUGCUCUAGUGGUUCAGUGUUUUCAUCAGUGGUGGUAGUAGAAGACCUUCUGACGCAUGAUUUGUCCAGAACAGAUCCUGUCAUUUUGCAAUGCUGUGUCAAUGUCAAUUGGCAAGCCAUGGACAAGGGAAUACUGCUCACAAAUGCUAACAAAAACUGCAAACCCCAAGCUGUCAAAUGCUGAUGGACGUACGUGUCUGAAUGAUAUCUGAAAGAAAAUAGAAAAACUGAAAUAUGGUCACUUUUAGGACAACCUGUAUAUUGUCCCUCAGCUAAAUAAGGUAUCCAAAACUGUCAAUGAGCAUUGUCUUUUCAAUGGAAUAUUUUUUGAUUCAGUUUGUCAUCACAUUUUGCAGGUGUAUUUAACAUGUAGGCUGAUGAGUGUGAUCAGUUGGACCAUUAUCAAAGUUAUUACUGACAUUUAUGUCUUAAAAGUAAUGCCUUGUCUGCCAAUGUAGUGAAUCUUAGUAUUUGAUAAAUGAUGAAAACAAUGGCCCAGUCGUGUUCUCUCCAGACCCACUGUUUGUUGUAUGUCUGCUUUCGUGUUAAACACCAUCCCCCAUGUCUCUCCUUGUCACUUUUUUAUGUCCUCCUAAGUGUGCGCGCGUGUUGAUUUUUCCAGGAAUGAGCAUAAACAGUGUGGCAAAUGGACAAACCACAAAGGAGGCCAGCCAGACAGUUUCUCAUGGCAGUAUACCUGCUCACGUCUGUCUUUUCGAUGCAAUCAGCUAAACUGUGUUGCUGUGCCCUGUCCACAGGAGCGUCCAUCACCACUAAUUCCUCAAAAGGGGUGAGCAAGCUGAAGACUUUCUCUGCACCUCUCUCUGCCUCUUAAACCUCAGGGCCUCUAUAGACUUUCUCUGAGAGAGGAAAAAGCAACAAGAGACUCACAAGCUGGUCACCUCAAGUCAAUUUUCAAGUUUUCAUUUUCUUUCUUGGUUUUAAGAGGGCAAAUGGUAGCCUUCAAUCCCACAAUUUGAGUGUUUACAAGUGUUGAUGUUAGUGCUAAUUAAAGGUUGCUUUUUUUACCCCCCAAAUCACCAAAAUCCUGUUAUAAGCAGAGGGUUUUUUUCCUCCAAAGGCUGCUCACAUGGUGUUAUUAUUGACAUGAAAUGUUACACGUUUACACCCAAACGCUUUUGUGUUUAGAUGCAAUUUCAGUUAAAAUACAGCACCAGUACUGUGCUGAACCACGGUCCAUUCUACCACCUGUCAAUCAGGACAGUAGUCAAAAUGCAGCUUCGUUUGCAUUUGAACGAAAACGACAAUGUGUGACGUGUGCACUUACAUUUACAGGUGGUAUUAAGUAGGACACUCAUAAUUUUGUCCAUGCCUCUGUAGAACUGGUUCCAUCGCUUGAUUCGGUUUGCUCUCACUUUUUGUGUUUGCAGUGCAGAACAUUUUAAGAUGCAUUCAGAGGCUGGGCAUUGGGCACAUCUGGCUGGAUUUUUUUUUUGCCAAGGAAUUAAAGUAAUCAUUUCAUUUCUCAAGUGGAGCAACAGAUUUCUAAGCUGUUAAGAGACACUUUGAUUUGAAUGUGAAACCAAAGGAGUGAAACUCACUGAGACAAAAUGAGGAAAUCAAGCCCUAAGGUGGAUCAUGAAUGGAACUGAUAUCGUGACACAAUGGAAAUGGAGUGAUACCUGCCUGACAUUCUGUUCUAUACUCUCCCCGAUGUGAUAUAUAUAUUUUUCAAUCCAUGAUGAGAACAUCUCAUAUCUUAUGUGCGUCUGUUGAAUGUGAAGCUGAACUACCAUAACUUGCACAGCCUGCUUCUGUCUUAAAAAGACUAAAGCAACUAUAGGGAUAAUGAUAAAGGUCAUGUGACCAAUUGGGAUGAUGGGUCUGGGCUGAUGUUUGGCAUUUUCUUAGAGCAGUGAACGCUAACUGGCUCUUGGCAGUUUUUCUUUACUAAUAGCCAUAUAUGGUAGUGGUUUCAAGAAAACAGGACAAUUUCUCAAAAUUACACCAAAAUGUUUAAAACUUUAGAGUCAGCAGUGCUGAUUAGAAGUCCUUAGUGUAUGACCACAUAAAUCCAUCAGCUCACCAUUGCUUUACUUCAUUGUCCACCUUGUUUUUGUACUGAUGACUAAUUGAAGGAAUUCCCGAGCUCAAUUGAAGAAACUAAUCCCAAACUCCCUUUUCACGGACAGAACAAUUUACGUCGUUUGUUUGAUUUCCCCCCCAGUUGACACCACAUGAGAUCCUCAUGACGAUGUCACCUGGUCUCACAGGCACCUAUAGGACUGCAUCUUUGAGUGUGUCCACACCUAUUGAUGUUGAUUGCUGUAUGUGUUUGGCUUUUUCUUUAUUUUGUCCACUAGUGUGUUGUUCCUAUUGAGGAUGCAAGUGUCACUGAUAAAAAAUUCAAUUGUACUCAAAAUUCCAAUAUUUUGUUUGGGCCAUAUAGUUCUGCGUUAAGCCCACAAGACAUACAAAUACACUACACGAGUUGUUGGUUUUUGAGGGGUUAAAAUAAGGGUUGACUUGCAAAAUGAGGCACAGUCAGUGUGGUAACAUUUGGAAUUCAUCAAUAAAACAGUAUGCUAUUGAACACUGUAUGUAGUCAUACGUAAUGGUUUUACUCUUUGCAGAUGUUGAAUAUAAUUAAAUGGCUGGUGAACUGGGCAGCACGUAGUAGUAGUGGUUAUCAUGUGUGCCUCACAGUCCAGAGCUCUGGGGUUCGAAUAUUAGCUCCGGCACUCGUGUGGAG